Molecule: messenger RNA, 3631 nt
Organism: Tachysurus vachellii
Lineage: Eukaryota; Metazoa; Chordata; Actinopteri; Siluriformes; Bagridae
Gene: elmo2
Product: engulfment and cell motility 2
Exons: 22
Coding region: 249-2384 (711 amino acids)
Biological process (GO): cell motility; actin filament organization
Source: RefSeq, a predicted model, not a curated record
GGAUGUGGCAACCCUCAGUUCUGCAGGAGGAUGUGUUGAGUAUGGAGGAGAAUCAGAUGAGUCUCACGGCGCGGUGAUUCACUCACACAGUGAUGUGUGGACGUGUGAAGGACAGCAGGUGCUGCGUUUGAAGCUCCUUUAAUAUCGCUGCACUUCUCCAUCACGACACCCUUCCUUUCUGUUCUGUAUCUGUCCCUUUUCCCAUUCGUUCAUCCCUACAUCAUUCCUUCUACACGCACAGCAUCAGGAUGCCGCCACCAUCAGACAUUGUGAAAGUGGCCAUUGAGUGGCCAGGAGCUAACGCACAGCUCAUCGAGAUCGACCAGAAAAAGCCGCUCUCCUCCAUUAUAAGAGAAGUGUGUGAUGGAUGGUCUCUAUCUGGUUCAGAGCAGUUUGCUUUACGCUAUGCUGAUGGAGCUCAGCUUUAUAUCACCGAACAGAGCCGUGGAGACAUUAAGAACGGCACCAUCCUGAGAUUAGCCAUCUCUCCGACCCGAGCGGCUCGUCAGCUACUUGACAGGAUUCAGUCUCUAAGCAUCGACGCACGUCUGGAGGCCCUGAAGGAACUGGCCAAGCUCUCAGCCGACCCCACCUUCGCCACUGAGUUCAUUAACAUUGAGGGAAUUAACACACUGGCUCGACUGGUGGAGAGCGGCACACAUUUUGGUGAGAUGCUAGCCUUCACACUCACUGCAUUUCUGGAGCUGAUGGAUCACGGCAUUGUUUCCUGGGAUAUGAUAUCGCUGUCCUUUAUUAAACAGAUCGCAGGUCAUGUGACCCAGCCUCUGGUGGACGUGUCGAUCCUGCAGCGUUCUCUGGCUGUGUUGGAGAGCAUGGUGCUGAACAGUUGCACACUUUACCACCGCAUCGCUCAGGAGAUCCCCAUCACACAGCUCAUCACACACCUGCAAGUGUCCAAUCAGGAGAUCCAGACAUAUGCCAUCGCCCUGAUCAACGCUCUGUUCCUCAAAGCACCUGAGGAUAGACGCCAGGAAAUGGCCAGCACAUUGGUACAGAAGCAUUUGCGCUCCAUCAUCCUCAAUCAUGUAAUUCGAGGGAAUCGACCGAUUAAAGCAGAAAUGGCACACCAGCUUUAUGUGCUGCAGGUUUUGACCUUUAACCUUUUGGAGGAGAGAAUGAUGACCAAAAUGGACCCGAAUGAUCAGGCUCAGAGAGAUGCCCUGUUUGAGUUGCGCAGGUUGGCGUUUGAUGGUGAGAACGACCCAACGGGAACUGAGAAGAGAAAAGCUCUUUACACUAAAGACUACAAACUGCUUGGCUUUACUAAUGGUGUAAACCCUGCUCUGGAUUUCACUCAGACUCCUCCAGGACUACUGGCCCUUGAUAACAUGCUCUAUCUCGCUAAAGUUCACCCUGAUACCUACACACGGAUUGUUUUAGAGAACAGCAGUCGUGAGGAUAAACACGAGUGUCCAUUUGGUCGUUGUGUGAUUGAGCUGACGAGAAUGUUGUGUGAAAUACUGCAGGUUGGAGAACUACCAAACGAGGGGUGUAAUGAUUAUCACCCAAUGUUUUUUACCCAUGAUCGAGCAUGGGAGGAGUUUUUCUGCGUCUGCAUCCAGCUACUUAAUAAAACCUGGAAGGAGAUGAGAGCCACAACUGAGGACUUUAACAAGGUGAUGCAGGUGGUCCGUGAGCAGAUUGUACGUGUGUUAGCGAUGAAGCCACUGACUCUGGAUCAGUUGAAGGUAAAGCUGUACAGUUUGAGCUACUCAGAGAUCCUGAGACUGAGACACACUGAGAGGGUGAACCAGGAUGACUUCCACUCUGCUCCUAUCAUUGAGCUGCGUGAGAGAAUUCAGCCGGAGAUUUUGGAACUGAUUAAGCAGCAGAGACUGAACCGGCUGUGUGAGGGGAGCUGUUUCAGGAAACUCGCACACCGACGUAGACAAGAGAAGAUUUGGUUUUGUCGUUUAUCUUUGAACCAUAAAGUUCUACACUAUGGAGAUCUGGACGAAUCUCCUCAGGGUGAAGUGCCUUUCGAAAUGCUGACUGAUAAAAUUCUAGUGUGUGAUAUUAAAUCAGUGGUGACGGGAAAAGACUGUCCACACAUGAAGGAGAAAAGUGCACUGAAACAGAACAAGGAUGUUUUAGAGUUAGCCUUCUCCAUUCUCUAUGAUCCUGAUGAAACCCUGAACUUUGUGGCUCCAAGUAAAUAUGAGUACUGUAUUUGGAUGGAUGGUCUCAGUGUGUUAAUGGGGAAGGAGAUGUGCAGUGAUUUGACCCGCAGUGACCUCGACACUCUCAUUAGCAUGGAGAUGAAGCUCCGCCUCUUGGACCUGGAGAACAUUAGCAUACCAGAGGCUCCACCACCAAUUCCCAAAGAGCCCAGCAGCUACAACUUCACCUACAACUACGGCUGAGUGUGUGUGUGUCUGUGUGUGUCUGUGUGUGUCUGUGUGUGUGUGUGUGUGUGUGUGUGCAUCUGUGUUUCUAAGGUUUUCACUCAUUAUUGCCUUUUAAUAACCAUCAACAUCGCUGAAAUCAGAUUUUUACUUUCACACCACCUGGAUGUGAAUAUUAUGGGAUGUAGAUUACAUGACACUACUGAGAAUAUAAAAGUUCCAGUCCAGACUAGGAUGUCUUGAUAGGCAGCAGUUUUAGAAACCAUCUUCUAAGGGCCUUUAUUUCAGGAAAGAAUUUCCCAUAAUCACUUUUAUCUUAACAGUGUGAAUAUAACAGGGUUGUUAUAAAUGUCUAAUAAAGUCAAGAAUUUAAUAAUAAUUCUUUAGGAAUGUAAAUGUUUUUCCACGCAAGUGAUAGGUCAGAUAUAAUGUAAUGAAAUCCUCUCCAUCACUGAUGUCAAUACUAAUUAUUUUAAUUCAUUUAUAUCUAAUAUGUAAAUAUGCACAAUAUUUAAUCAGAUGAAAGUGUUUUAAAUAAAAUUAAAUCAGAUUUAAAUGAGACAACACAAACAUUUUAUCAUUAUUAUUAUAUCAGCUAUAACUGACUGAUAUAAUAAUAAUAAUAAUAAUAAUAAUAAUAAUAAUAGUAAUAAGAAGAAGAAGAAGAAGAAGAAGAAUAUAAAUAUUAAAUAAGAUUUAAUAUUAGAAGAUUUUUUGUUAAUCCAUCAAAAUGGAACUAAAAUGGGAUUUGUUGCCUGAUGUAAAUUUGUGAUUUCAUAUUUGCUUAUUUCUUUAUUUCAGUAAAUAGUUUUUGUGUUUAUUUAAGAGUAACGUAAACACUGCAUUAUUAGCUCCACCCACCAAGGGGUGUGGUCACAGCCUGAAUGCUGCUGCUUUAGAGGCUCAGUGCUCAGAAUAGAGAUUUAUAUAUUUUUGUAAAUAAUGAUGUCAUUGAGGAAAAGGACAGAAGCUUACUAAUAAACUUAAAGACAUGAUUCAUUCUGAUUUUCUUUAGAAGUUAAAUGUGUUUGUGUUUCUUCACCUUUAUGUGUUUAUUUGACUUAACAUGAGAUUUAUGAAUAUCAUUAAUCGUUUAUAGAAUUAAGAGUCUAUGAUUCAUUUGACUUUAUUAUUAUUGUUAUUGUUUGCACGCAGAUGCUAGAAUAACUGCUCAUAUAACAUAUAAUAAUAGUGUGAGUGUGUGUGUGUGUGUGUGUGUGCUGUAGUUUUAAUGGGUUUGUGUGAAUAAAUACCAAUUAAACACA